Messenger RNA from Cicer arietinum (chickpea), 1956 nucleotides. NCBI's taxonomy places the organism in Eukaryota, Viridiplantae, Streptophyta, Magnoliopsida, Fabales, Fabaceae. The record is from RefSeq and is a predicted model, not a curated record.
AUCCACCAUUUUCAUCAAUCAUCAUCCACUGUUUUCAUCAAUCAUCAUCUACCAUUUUCAUCAAACAUCUUCAUCAAUCAUCAACCAAGUUCAUCAAGUUAUUAUCAUUGUUGUGAAUCAAAUAUGGUGCGCACCUAUGUCUACUGACAGAGAGGGCCGUGUUAUACUUAACGAGGGCACUUCUAAUGCGGAGUCUAAUGCGGACGGUCAUUGUAUUAGGCCAACUGCUUCUGCAAGGGCACAACGACGACGAGUACAGCGGCAACAAGAAGAAGCCCAACCUGAACCCCAACCUGAACCCCAACCUGAACCCCAAACAGCUGAUAUAGAUGAACCUCCACAGAAUGUUGGAUAUCCUGGUGGUCCGGUUGAUAGUUUUGUCCUUAGGACAUUUGGCGAUCAUGUUGCGACUCGACUCUGGGAUGGCGAGGAUCGGGGAGAAUUAAGGGUGUUCAGCAAUGGGAAAAAAUUAAAAGAAGCUGUUAUUGAAGACGAAGAGGUUGAGCAACUGGUUAAAAGCUCGGGAUUGUAUUCGUUACUAAAAUGCAGCUAUGAAAUGAUCGACAAAUGGAUCAUUUCUGCAUUCGUAGAGAGGUGGCAUCGUGACACAAGUAGCUUUCAUCUCCCUAUUGGUGAAAUGACGAUUACUUUGGACGACGUGUCAUCUCUGUUGCAUAUUCCCAUUACCGGUCCAUUUUUCUGUGUUAAUGUAUUUAACAAGGAUGAAGGUGCAAAUAUAUUGGCAGAGCUUCUUGGAGUUAGUCACGGUGUUGCUUAUGCAGAAUUUAAUGUGAUGCGGACAACCACGGUUAGGUAUAGUUGGUUACUUGACGUAUACCAUCAGCGUUGGCAGAUGGCUGCGAGAGCAUAUCUUUUGUUUUUGGUCGGUUGCACAGUCUUCAGUGAUAAGAGUGCAUACGCAGUUAGUGUUGCCUAUCUUGAGUGCUUCCGCGACCUUAAUUCUUGCGGGGGAUAUGCAUGGGGUGCAACUGCUCUUCCUUAUCUUUAUGACAAUCUUCGAGAAGCCAGCAUGCAUCAAACCAGAACUGUUUCUGGGUAUCUGACACUUUUACAGGCAUGGGUCUAUGAGCAUUUUCCUACAUUAUGUAGAGAUUGUUGUAGACUUUCUGCUAGUUAUGUUGAAGACUAUCCUAGAGCACUUAAAUGGAAGCCUAAAAGGGAUAAGGGUUUGGUUCUUCCAUUUAGGAAAGCUCUUGAUGAGAUUGAUGUUGAUGAGGUCUGUUGGACACCAUAUGAGAACCAUCGACUGAAGCGGCCUUUUGAAGAUGUAUCUUUAUUUCGAGGGUGGAAACGUUGGGGUCCGAAGAUGUAUGCUCAUAUGCCAGACAGAGUAUUGCGGCAAUAUGGUCAUGUCUAAAUCAUUCUUGGCUCACCGUUAGAGGUAGUGGGUCAGACGACCACACCAGAUGAAAUGAACAUUAUGUUUACGCAAUAUGCUGUGCAUGUAGUGGAUGCUGGUGCAGUUGUGCAGGGACAUGUAGUCUGCUCGAAUGAUUAUAUGGACUGGUUUCACAGAAUUUCUCAUCCAUACAUCAUUCGUAGAGGACCAGUCCAUGAAGCUGAUGCAGAGCCUACUGAUCAUGCCACUCAUGCAGCUGAUGGCAGCGAUCCUGCUGAUGACACAAUUGACAUAACUCGUCGAGCAAUACAAAUUGCUGAAGAGCUGAUUGGCCGACAACUGAUAUUACCUAAUGGCAUGCCACUCAUUAAUGAGUUAAUUUUGAUGCUGCGAAGUCAGAGGGGUGGUGGUAGAGAUUGGACGAACACAAUACCAUAUCGUAGAAGAAAUAGAAGGACUUAGGAUUUAUUUAUAAUGUUUUGGAACAUGGUAUUUUUGUAAUUGAUAUGUAAUAUUUGGGUACUUUUAGGUAUUUUGGAUACUUUAGUUUUGGAUAUUAUGGGUACUUUCGAAUCUGAUAUAUUUUGGAUAUUUUA